Aureobasidium namibiae CBS 147.97 is the source of this 2187-nucleotide messenger RNA. Its product is annotated as P-loop containing nucleoside triphosphate hydrolase protein. The transcript has 2 exons. The record is from RefSeq and is a predicted model, not a curated record. Gene Ontology annotation, molecular function: ATP hydrolysis activity; ATP binding. NCBI's taxonomy places the organism in Eukaryota, Fungi, Ascomycota, Dothideomycetes, Dothideales, Saccotheciaceae. The coding region runs from base 1 to 2187 and encodes 728 amino acids.
AUGGCUCCAUUCCUAGUUCUCGACGAUGUGACUGAGGCUUCGCAAGAGAGCAAGCCUGAAGCCACCACUCAGACUGAUGACAAGAACGAGACAAGCACAGCCGAAGGCACAACCAACAGCACGAAAGAUGAUGCCAAAAGUGAAUCCGCCGACAAAAAGGCCGAUACCAAUGGUGACGCUAAGAGCGAUGCUUCAAAUGACGAACCGGAGCCAAAGAAGAAAGUUGAUGCUGCAGAGCCAAUGAAGGCAGAACUGAAACACCUCGAUCGCAAGUACAGCGAAAAGCACAAGUGGUACUUUGCUGAGACGGUCGAGGAUAAGGCGGUCCCAGACCAAGUUGAUUGGUGGACAAAAUAUGCUCUGUGCGUGACAAGAUACAUGUCAUCGGAUGGCAAAAAGGUCGAGAAGGUAGUCGUCAACAUCAACUCACAGCACCUCAAAGACCUGCUCAAGGAAGCGAUUGGCUCAUACCCUGGCGUCAGUCUCGACACAAAAGACAUCACCCUGACACAGCCAUGCCGACUCCUCUACCACUACCUGCCCGAGAUCAAACAACAUGGCGAAAAGUUCGAGGCUGGCUCUGAGGCAGCAGCCCACUACCGAGUCCUCCUCAACCACAUCAACGAGGAGUUUGACGAGACUAUCCAAGAAGCCGAUAAUCUGCGCGAGCAAGGCGUUAUGAGCUACCAGCAUCUGUGGACUGUGUUCAAGCCCAAGAGUAUCGCAUUCGCACGCGUGCUUGGUCAGAUUCAGGCAUUCCGCGUGCAGGACUCGUUUUACGUAUGUGGUCAAAACCCUCGUAUGGCGCUUAACCUGCAGCAAGUGGACUUUGAUGGCAAACGCUUUGGUCACCGCACCGAACAACUGUGUAUCCCUGCUUACCUAGGUGCUGUGGCAAUCAACAAACUCGAUGUCGUGCCUCGUGUCUUCUUCCCUCAUGUAGAGGAGGUAGAGCAGCGUCUUAUCGCCAGAGGUCGCAGAUUCGAGCAGUAUGCUGGUAUUCACUUUGCCGAGCAUGCUGCUGUUGCCUUGGAGCACGUCUACAACAGCAACCGAGGUUGCUACGAUAUCAACCGCGUGCACAUCAGCGAGAGAGUGGUGAUAGAUUGCGCCACCCACCACCGCAUGAACCCUGAACUCGCCAAAACUGUCUCUGCCUUUGAUGACGAGGCGAUGAUUCUAGUCAAGGACACUCAGAUCAACAACAACGACGGCUAUGACUCUGACAACGAAAGCUACAACAGCUACGACUCGGACAACGACAGCGAGGAUGACUCCCCAGAUCGACUAGACCGCGACCUCAUACCCUCUGUCAAACAAAACUUCAAGCCCCUGACAGAUGCUCAAUGCCUGCUGGCCUCAGCACUCGUCCACGGCUUCUCCUUCACCCACAAGAAAUGGAUAGACAUGUUCAUAGACGAGCUCUCUCCUGUCGACUGGAACCCCGACUGCUUCGACCAACUAGUCCUCGCUCCCCGCCAGAAGAAACUCGUGCAAGCACUGGUCACCGAACACAUAUCCUCCAAAAACGACUUCGACGACAUCAUCAAGGGAAAAGGCAAAGGCCUUGUUCUCGUUCUCCACGGCCCUCCCGGUGUAGGCAAGACGCUCACUGCAGAGUGUGUAGCUGAGCGCUGCAAACGACCCCUUUACGUCGUUUCUUCCGGUGACCUUGGCACCGACUCCUUGACUCUCGACGAAAGACUGACGCAAAUCUUGGAUAUGGCGAGUACAUGGCGAGCGGUCCUUCUCAUUGACGAAGCAGACGUGUUCCUCGAACGCCGCUCGCUGCACGACAUGGAACGCAACGCUCUAGUCUCAAUCUUCCUCCGCGUACUCGAAUACUACCAAGGCAUCCUAUUCCUCACUUCGAACCGCGUGGACACCUUCGACGAUGCGUUCAAAUCACGCAUUCACGUUCCGUUGAAGUAUACAGGCCUGGAUACCUCUUCCCGCAAACAGAUCUGGAAGAACUUCUUGGACAGGGCCGAGGAAGGCGCUGUUGAUGAGGAAGGACUGGAGAAGUUGGCACAGCAUGAUUUGAAUGGAAGACAGAUCAAGGGUAUCGUCAGAACGGCUACCAGUCUAGCUAGGUAUGAUGGCAAGAAUUUGGACUUGGAGACGUUGGAGCAGGUCGUGGAGAUCCAGAUGGAUUUCGAGAGGGAUCUGGUUGGAGAUAAGCAGUGA